AUGGCGCUUUUGGACCAUGACGAAACCUUUGCCUCUCUCACCGAGGCAAUUGGGAUUGAUGUUCGAUUGAAAAAGGCAGUCCAGAGGCUGGGCCAUGUUCGGCCCACUCUUGUACAAUCCAAGUGCCUUCCUCUAGCCAUUACUUCGGGACGUGAUCUACUAGUGAGAGCCAAGACGGGAAGUGGUAAAACUUUGGCCUAUUGCCUUCCACUAUUACAAAAGAUCAUUCAAGCCAAGAAUGCCAACAAAGAUGCUGCCAUUCGGGCUGUCGUCUUGGUACCUACUCGAGAACUCUGUUCGCAAGUUUAUUCUACGAUUCAAUCUUUGACUUACUAUUGUGACGAUGUCAUUCAAGCGGCCGUCUUGAGUGCCUCGCGGGCCAAGGGCAAGAAGGGACAACAAGAUCUGGCGCGCCAAACAGCCAUGUUGCGAGAUCGACCUGAUGUCGUUGUGGCGACACCUGCUGGUUUGUUGGCACAUAUUCGAAACGGUGAUGUCAAUUUGAAGGAAUCAGUCGAGACUUUGGUUGUAGAUGAAGCGGAUUUGGUCCUCUCUUUUGGUUACGCAAAUGAUAUCACAGAAGUCAUGAAGAAUAUGCCCAAGAUUUGUCAAGGAUUCCUCAUGUCGGCAACCCUAUCACCAGAGUUGAAUUCCUUGAAGCGUGUUGUUUUGCAUUCACCUGUGGUCCUCAAGUUGGAAGAGGAAGAAUCCAAUGCCGAUGGAAAUCUGAUACAAUUCUACAUGGAAUGUCCCAGACGAGAUAAGAAUUUGAUCAUCUAUGUCUUUUUGAAGCUUGGUUUGCUGAAGGGCAAGGGAAUCUUUUUUGUAAACUCGACCGAUGGGGGAUACCGACUCAAACUCUUUUUGGAGCAGUUUCACAUUCGGUCUUCUGUCUUGAAUGCGGAAUUGCCCUUUCGAAGUCGCUUGAAUAUCAUUGAGCAAUUCAAUGUUGGUAAUUUUGACUACUUGAUUGCCACUGAUGAAAGUACGGAUGCUGUCGAUGACAAUAAUGAUGAUGAUGAUGAUGAUGAUGAUGAAAGCGAAAAGGAGGACGAGGACGACAAUGCCUCCGAAGACGAGGAAGUGCAGAGAAAAAAGGGCAAGAGGAAGGAUGCCGAGUAUGGUGUUUCGCGAGGAUUGGACUUCCGCAAUGUUUCAUUUGUGAUGAAUGUCGACUUCCCACCCUCCACCAAAUCCUAUGCUCACAGAGUUGGACGAACUGCUCGUGGAGGAGCCAAGGGAGUUUCUCUCAGCUUGGUGGAACGAGACAAUCCGGAGCAACUGGAUGCCUUGGCAGCCAUCCAGGAGGAGCAACCAAAGAUUCCAAUUACUGGCGCUGUUUCAGAGACGCUUCAAGCCACAACUGAAAGUGGAGAGAUGACGGAUGGUCCAACCGAGCAGCCGCAGCCUUCUGCAUUAGAUUUCAACUUGCAAGAAAUUGAAGGUUUCCGUUACCGUGUGGAAGAUGUUUCUCGAGCAGUCACCAAAACUACAAUUCGAGAGGCCAGAGCUGCGGAACUUCGUGCCGAGAUUCUAAACUCUGAGCGUUUGCAAUCCCACUUUGAAGAAAAUCCAACCGAUCUGCAGCUGUUACGACACGACCGAGUUGCAACCCAUGUCUCCAAGAUUCAAGAUCACUUAAAGCAUAUUCCGAAGUAUUUGCUGCCAAGAGGAAUGCAAGCUGCCAACUUGAACCGAAAGCGCAAACGCAAAAAGAAUAGAGGAAAACAAGGGCAACUGAGACGAUCCGAUAAUGAUCCUUUGCAAAACUUUGAUGCCGAGACAAAUUUGGACGGCCUUGGAGGGGGAGAAACAACAACAACCGAUUUCGAUGAAAAUAUGCCAGAGUUUGGAGGUGAUGAUACAGGAUCCAGUUCCAAGAAACCAAAAACCGCCACCGAACAGAAGAUUUACGCCAACACUAAAGAUGGAGUUGGCAAGAGUACGUCUGGAAGAAAUGCUUGGAAAGAAAGGCAUCGCAAAGGAAAGUUCAGUAACAAGAAAAGAAGAUCAGAAAGAAAGUUUAAGGAUCCUUUGGGGAUAUAG
Cylindrotheca closterium is the source of this 2046-nucleotide messenger RNA. NCBI's taxonomy places the organism in Eukaryota, Bacillariophyta, Bacillariophyceae, Bacillariales, Bacillariaceae. The record is from the annotation of a GenBank genome assembly.